UAGCAAUUAGACCAGAGCCUCGACAACAACUCGUCAGGAUUUUGGGCAGAAAGCUUUGCCUAGUUUGACCAUGGAGAUUGUUAACAUCUGCAUAAGCUUACAGUUUUUAUUUUGUAUUGUCCUUUUGAGAAUUGCGUUUGGAUUUUCAUUGUCUCUGGUUGAGCAAUGCAACGUCAGUCAAAAUGAAAAGUUGCUGUGUGGUGACUAUGAUAUCUCUAGAGCUGAUUGUGAAGCUAAGAGCUGCUGCUUUGAAGAACAGCAGUGCUAUUACGGGAAUACAGUGACUGUCCAGUGCACCAGAGAUGGUCAGUUUGUGGUUGUGGUGGCUAGAGAUGUCACCGUACCCCAUCUAGCCCUUUCCUCUGUCAGUCUGCUGGGGGGGAGGGAUUCACCCUGCAGCCCUGUCAGCACCACUGCUGCCUUUGCCAUAUUCCAGUUCCCAGUCACUGCCUGUGGCACUAGACUGAAGGCUGAAGAGGGCUAUGUAGUGUAUGAAAAUGAGAUGUCCUCCACAUAUGACCUUGUGGCCGGACGUUUCGGCUCUAUCACAAGGGACAGUUUGUACAAGCUGCUCUUUCAGUGUUGGUAUUUGGGCAGUGACUUUGUUCCACUGGUGGCUGAAGUUGGCACAGUUGCCCCACCACCUCCAGUAGUGGCCCCUGGGCCUCUUCGUGUAGAGCUCAGGUUGGCAAGAGAUUCUGAGUAUGACUCCUAUUAUGGUGAGAUGGACUACCCUGUUACCAAAGUCAUGCGGCAGCCUGUGUUUGUGGAAGUACGUGUCUUGGAGAGGACAGACCCCAACAUUGCGCUGUCUCUGGGAGACUGCUGGGCAACUUCCACCCCCAGUCCUAACAGUGCGCAAGAGUGGACCCUUCUGGUUAAUGGGUGUCCAUACAAAGAUGACAAUCAUAUGACGACAUUAGUCCCAGUGCAUGGUUCCUCUGGACUCCCAAACCCAACCCACUACAAACGGUUCAUUGUCCAUAUGUUCACAUUCGUGGAUGCUGAUGACCUGAUCCACCUCAAAGAGAGAGUGUUCAUCCACUGUAGUGCUGCAGUCUGCCACCGUUCUGCUUUAGAAAGCAGUGAAGAGAGAUGCAACAGGCAAAGGAGAGAUGUUGCUGAAGCACAGAAAGGCCCUUCCAUGCAAACUGUGGUCGUUUCCAGUGGGGAAAUGAUCCUGUCUGGCCCAGACCUCUCCACUUCAAACAAUGUUCAAAACAGUUCUGACAAUAAAGGAAAAGAUGACACCAUAGUGCAGGACUCUAUGGAAAAGGCAGAGGUUUCUAGCUGGGAAAUGAUGCUUACUGAACCAACGCUUACAGUGUCAGACUUCAGGAAAUCUGACCGUGCAGAUCUCCAGUCUUUCAGCUAUGGCUUCCUAGGACUUGCUGCAUCUACUGUAGUCAUUGUCUGUGCUGUCAUGGUUGCUGUGUGGAGAUCAAAGGCUUUGCUGAAAUAUGACUGUAAUUUGUAAGACUCUUGACUUGAAAUAAAACACAGCAGAUUCUUGCUAA
This is a messenger RNA of Anguilla rostrata (American eel), 1517 nucleotides long. Its product is annotated as zona pellucida sperm-binding protein 4-like. The coding region runs from base 71 to 1477 and encodes 468 amino acids. Gene Ontology annotation, biological process: binding of sperm to zona pellucida; prevention of polyspermy. NCBI's taxonomy places the organism in Eukaryota, Metazoa, Chordata, Actinopteri, Anguilliformes, Anguillidae. The transcript has 10 exons. Gene Ontology annotation, cellular component: egg coat. Gene Ontology annotation, molecular function: acrosin binding; structural constituent of egg coat. The record is from RefSeq and is a predicted model, not a curated record.